Pyrenophora tritici-repentis Pt-1C-BFP is the source of this 470-nucleotide messenger RNA. Its product is annotated as mitochondrial 37S ribosomal protein uS14m. Gene Ontology annotation, cellular component: mitochondrial small ribosomal subunit; ribosome. Gene Ontology annotation, biological process: translation. Gene Ontology annotation, molecular function: structural constituent of ribosome. The record is from RefSeq and is a predicted model, not a curated record. NCBI's taxonomy places the organism in Eukaryota, Fungi, Ascomycota, Dothideomycetes, Pleosporales, Pleosporaceae.
AGCGGACCUCAUCAAGCGCCAUCAUGUCUCAAUUCCGCGCGGCCAAGCUGGAUAUCGGAUGCUUUACGAAGAUCCGCAACAUUCGCGACCAUACGAAGCGGAAGGUCUACUCCGAGAACGAGCCAGAGCGACAAGCACUCCGAUACAUCAUCCGCAACACUACACUGCCGCAAAGAGUUCGCGCGCAAGCUCAGCUCCAAUUGUCAGAGAUGCACUGCUACACCCGCUACACACAGAUCAAGAACAGGUGUAUAAUGGGAGGCAAGGGCCGUGGUGUCUUUAGCGACUUCAGGAUGGGCAGAUACCAAUUCCGAGUUAACGCGCUCGCUGGAAACCUGCCGGGUGUCAAGAAAGCAAGUUGGUAGACCUGCUCGGAGGAGGCAUUCUUUGGAAUAUGUGUACAAUACUCGGGCAUUAGGCGGCGUACUUGCGGAAACCAUGAAUGGAAUAUGAAAUCGUAUAUUGGUCCA